AUCUGAAGCCAUACUUGCAGUGGCCACUAGCGCACUACUAGUCGAUCAAUCUGUUGUUUCAGAGAGACGCCAUGAAGUACUUGGCCCAGCUGGUGGUGGCGCUCCUGGCCUUCUCGGCGGUGGUGCUGAUGGUGGCGCCGGCGGGCGCGGAGGCGGCGACCUGCGACGCGCUGCAGCUCACCCCGUGCGCGGGGGCCAUCGUCGGGAACGCGGCGCCCACGGCGUCGUGCUGCAGCAAGAUGAAGGAGCAGCAGCCAUGCAUGUGCCAGUACGCGCGCGACCCCAACCUCAAGCAGUACGUCGACUCCCCCAACGGCAAGAAGGUCAUGGCCGCCUGCAAGGUGCCCGUGCCCUCCUGCUAAACCGACGCAUGUACUAUGAUCGAUCCACACGAGAGAGCCCAGCGCGCGCGCGCCUCUCUGGCCUCUCGCUGCAUGUUUCAUGAGUGUUGAUGUAUGUGGACCGAUGUGCAUCUGAAUUUCUGAAUAUGCUGGAUGGAUCCUGCUGCA
Triticum dicoccoides is the source of this 509-nucleotide messenger RNA. RefSeq names its product non-specific lipid-transfer protein 2-like. NCBI's taxonomy places the organism in Eukaryota, Viridiplantae, Streptophyta, Magnoliopsida, Poales, Poaceae. The record is from RefSeq and is a predicted model, not a curated record. The transcript has a single exon. The coding region runs from base 72 to 362 and encodes 96 amino acids. Gene Ontology annotation, biological process: lipid transport.